Molecule: messenger RNA, 2609 nt
Organism: Cyclopterus lumpus (lumpfish)
Lineage: Eukaryota; Metazoa; Chordata; Actinopteri; Perciformes; Cyclopteridae
Gene: prokr1b
Product: prokineticin receptor 1b
Exons: 3
Coding region: 322-1479 (385 amino acids)
Biological process (GO): neuropeptide signaling pathway
Cellular component (GO): membrane
Molecular function (GO): neuropeptide receptor activity
Source: RefSeq, a predicted model, not a curated record
CACACACACACACACACACACACACACACACACACACACACACACACCUGACAGCAAAGCAAUCACACUCUUUUCAACAAUUGUCCCGGGAGAAGUCGCGCGACCUUCUUCCUACAACGUUGGCUGGUGAAGAUGUGCUGCUAUUUCCAAAGAAAAAGCCUGUUCAAAUGUUCAUCGACAUACAAACAACUUAUGUAAUAGUUAAGCUGGUUUCAAGGAAUCAUUGACCAAAAAGUAUCAUCAAUUUGCAUAUAAUUUGUUGACUCAAAUUGCGGUCAAAUACAAGUCUUUCUAAACCAAAAUAAGAGCGUGUGCUAAGACAUGGCGGACUCCAACAUCAGCUAUACAGAGGUGCUGGAGAGUCUCCCAGCAGGCAAGUUGGAUCAUUACAUGGACAGCUAUGAUUUGGACUAUGGUAUACCUCCUGAUGAGAUCCCAGACACGACGCAGGGUCAGGCCUUCUUCGUGGCCACCAUUGUUAUCGGCGUGGUGCUUGUCUGCAUCAUGCUUGUCUGUGGGUUUGGAAACUUCAUAUUCAUUGCCACACUGACGCGCUACAAAAAGCUCCGCAACCUCACCAACCUGCUCAUCGCCAACCUGGCCAUCUCAGACUUUAUUGUGGCGGUGGUGUGCUGCCCGUUCCUGGUGGACUACUACGUGGUGAAACAGCUUUCCUGGGGUCACGGAUUAGUGUUGUGCGCCUCUGUCAACUAUCUCCGGACGGUGUCACUCUAUGUGUCCACAAACGCAUUGCUUGCCAUUGCAGUUGACAGGUACAUGGCUAUAGUCCAUCCUCUGAGGCCUCGCAUGAAGUACCAAACCGCCUACUGCCUGAUUACAGGAGUCUGGAUUGUCCCCAUUCUGAUAUCAAUUCCCUCUGCCUACUUUGCCUCUGAGACCAUGUACCCUCAUGGCGGCACCAACCCAAUCACACACAAAGUCUUCUGUGCCCAGAUCUGGCCUGUUGACCACCAGGUCUACUACCGGUCAUACUUCCUUUUCAUCUUUGCUGUUGAGUUUGUUGGGCCUGUCAUCGUCAUGGCACUGUGUUACACCCGAAUUUCCCGCGAGCUCUGGUUCAAGAAUGUUCCCGGUUUCCAGACGGAGCAGAUUAGGAAGCGGUUGCGUUGUCGCCGCAAGACGGUGAUGGUCCUGAUCGGGAUCUUGACGGCGUACAUCCUGUGCUGGGCACCGUACUACGGCUUCACCAUCCUACGAGAUUUCCAUCCGACGCUCAUCUCCCGCCAGAAGAACUCACUGGUGGCCUUCUACAUCAUCGAAUGCAUUGCCAUGAGCAACAGCAUGAUCAAUACCUUCUGUUUUGUCAGCGUCAAGAACAACACGGUGAAGUACCUGAAGAAGAUUGUACUGAUGCGCUGGAGGUCAACGUAUGCCCCCAGUAAGACUGUGGAUGAGAUGGAUAUUAGGACCUCCUCCAUGCCUGUAACAGAGGAGAUUGAAUGCAUUCACUUGAGCUGAAGAGAAGAAAGUCUUUAACAUAGCAGUCAUUUGGUUGUGGGCUGUUGAUAUAAAGAAACUACAUGGUUGACAGUGAUGCUUUUAACAUGGACUAUUUCUCUUGUAUUCAGAUCACAUUUUAGAACGGUCAAACCCAGACAGUAGAGUACACUGAUUAAUGAGUCAACAUGGCACAAACUUGGUUACCCAGCAGAACAUUUGAGGUAUUAUGGGAAUGCGAUUGUUGUGCCCACUGUGACUAUACUGUGUUAUUUGUAAAUGUUGUAGCAUGUGUAUAGUACAUAUUACAUGUAAGACUUGUAAAACAGCUACUACUGCCCUUACCAACAUGUUGUCAUCCCAAAUGUCACAUACUGAUGCUUUGUCAGACUAAUUGGUGCAAAUUUCUAUCGCACGGGGUGACAGCGCACAGUCGCAGGAAACAAACAAACGACGAAAAACAUUAUGGUUGGGUAUAAAAUAAGGAUAUAACAUAAAUACAUAAGAUAUGUCACAAAUAUUACAAAUGUAACUUAAUAAUAACUCAACACUGAUCUCAAACACCAUGUUUGUUUGACUAACCCACCCCUACCAGACUUUACACUUUGUCUAAAAAGGUGGCCGAUGGGUUGACGUGGUCUUUACUUGAAAGCCUGAAGCGUUGAUACAAACGCUGAAGGGUGCCUCGUGCGUCGGUAUCAGAUGCCGAGGUGCGUGACUAAGGAAAGGGAAUGGGAAAGGGAAUGACAACUGUCUGAUGUAAGAUGAUACAUAAGUACCUGGGGUUAAUCUUUAAAAUGAUGUACAGUAUGUGUUUCUAUUUGUUUUGAUUAAAUGGUCAAAUAACUUGUGUUACAACAAAAAAAAAGCAUUUCAUUGACCAGUGCUUUUGUAUUUCAAGUUUUGUUUGUUUUUAUUUUUCCUUUAAAAAAUAUAUAUGUAUUCAGGAUUUCUCAUUUUGGGGAAUGUGAAACAUUGGGAAGAAUAAGUGGUAAAACAAUAAAUACGUAAUACAAUAUGUUUUUCGAAUGUCUUGAAAAGAAAAUGUAUUUUCUUCAAUGUUAUUAAUUGAUACACUGUAUGCUUUCUUUGUAGAUGAAUUGACUUUAUGUGUAUUUACUGUAAUAAACAAUGAAACAACUGAAAUUAAA